ACCUUCCCACCUGGGGCCAGGAGGACCCUCUGCUCACGCCCAGCUCCUCGUGGAGGCAGUUUAGCCCUCACGCCUCACACCUCACCCUCUCUGCCUUUCCUUCUGCCCUGAGCUCUGCUCAGGGCCUGACUCCUGGCUUCGCAGCAGCCAAGGGCCGAGAACCCUCUUUCAUGGCCAGCCCUGGGAAGCCUGGGGCUGGAGAGGCCCAGGAGGAGGAAGGGGAGCAAGAGGGGGGCUCCGUGGGGCCACGGGCAGCCAUGCUGGCGCAGGCCCAGGAACUGUUUCUGCUGUGUGACAAGGAGGCCAAGGGUUUCAUCACCCGGCACGACCUGCAGGCCUUGCAGAGCGACCUGCGCCUCACGCCGGAGCAGCUGGAGGCUGUGUUUGAAAGUCUAGACCAGGCCCGCACAGGCUUCCUUACUGCCCGAGAGUUCUGCCUCGGCCUGGGGAAGUUUGUGGGAGUGGAGUUGGCCCAGGGCGCACUGCCCUCCAGGGCUUCUGAGGAGACCUUUGAGUCAGGCUGGUCAGAGGUGCAAGGCAUGGGGGCCUUCCUGGAGGAAGAGGAGGAGGAGGAGGAGGAGCGGUUUUUCGCAGCGCUGGAGCAGCUGGGCGUGGCCCCGGUCCUGGGCGAGCAGCGGGUGGUGCGGACGCUCUGGACCCGGCUGCAGCGCGAGCGGCCGGAGCUGCUGGGCUUCUUCGAGGACGUUCUGAUGCGUGCGUCGGCCUGCCUGGAGGAGGCGGCCCGAGAGCGGGACGGCCUAGAGCAGGCGUUGCGGCGGCGGGAGAGCGAGCACGAGCGAGAGGUGCGGUGUCUGUACGAGGAGACAGAACAGCAGCUCCGCGAGCAGCGCCAGCGCCUGCAGAGUCAGGACCUCCCCCGGGAGGAGUGGAGAGGCUGUCUGGAGCUGGAGCUGCAGAGCCGCGAGCAGGAGCUAGAACGCGCGAGCCUGCGGCAGCGGGAGUUGGAACAGCAGCUGCAGGCCCGGGCCACGGAGCAGCUGGAGGCGCAGGCGCAGAACGCCCAGCUGUGGCUGGCCAACGAGGCGCUGCGGACGCAGCUGGAGGGGACGCAGGAGCAGCUCCGCAGACUGGAGGGUGACGUGCACGGCCGCCAGGAGCAAACCCAACGAGACGUGGUUGCUGUCUCAAGGAACAUGCAGAAGGAGAAGCUCAGCCUCCUGCGGCAGUUGGAGCUCCUUAGGUUCGUUCAGCUGGUCGCUGGAGGGAAGGGGCUCAGCGCAGCUUGGAGCUCCCAGCUCCCAUACACUCCUGACCACCACCCAGCCCACUGCAAGGAAGCCCUUCCUUGCACCUGCCCUCCAUCCCUCGAGCUGCAGUCCCAGCCAGACACCUGUCUUCUGGUCCAAGGGAGACUUAGAGCCUACACUCCCCACCCCAGAAUGCUGGGGCCUCUCAGAGUCCUUGGACGCCCUUUCCUCAGGGAGCUGAACAAGCGGCUACGAGAUGAGAGGGACGCCUGUGAGGCCAAGCGGCUGGGCAGUGGCCGCAGGAAGGCUCUGGCCACGGCCCUCCUGCAGGGGCCCACCUGCUGCUGCUGCUGCUGCUACGCCUGGGCUCGCCCACCCAGACACGGCUCGGGCCACCUUCCCAGUGCCCACUGACCAGCCCCAAGUGACUCACUGGGCGUUACUGGAGAAGCUACUCCUGAAGGUGACUCAUCAUGGCUGGGGCUGCCCACCCAGAAAGUGGGCUCUACCCAUUGGGCUGCCCAGCCCGCCUACUACAGACGUGAAGGGACUAAGCUGAGGGGGGUCAGGGGCUCUCGUGCCCCCCUUCCUGUCCCCAUCCCAUCAAACCCGUCUUUGUCCGACAGAAAAAAGCCCUCUCCAAAUAAAACCCAGACUGCACUGCAGCCCUCUGGGCCUCCUGUGUGGGCAAGCCACAUGCUUCCAGUGUCCAGGGCACAUGCGUGGCAUGUGUGUGUGGCACAUGUCCACAGCCCUGCCGUGCUGGGACUGCAGCUGCAGGUCUCUGUUUAUUCCUG
Molecule: messenger RNA, 2005 nt
Organism: Pteropus alecto (black flying fox)
Lineage: Eukaryota; Metazoa; Chordata; Mammalia; Chiroptera; Pteropodidae
Gene: CRACR2B
Product: calcium release activated channel regulator 2B
Exons: 8
Coding region: 171-1622 (483 amino acids)
Molecular function (GO): calcium ion binding
Source: RefSeq, a predicted model, not a curated record